GUUUUUAAUGUUAAAACUUUAGUGGCACCUUAAUCCUAAUCCUCCUAAAUCAUUGAGACCACUAUAGUCUAUACCAGCUCAUGUGAUACAGUCUGUCAAACAUCUAUGCUUCUGCUUUUUUCUGUGGAAAACUAGUUGUUCUUCUUCCUAAAGUUGAACUGGCUUUCCUUCUUUUCCUGGAGUUGUUGCCAACCAAAUUAUUCCUCUCACUUGCUUUCUUUAUUUCUUUCUCCUCCUCAACUUAAGUUAAGUUAGUCCUCCACAACUUGGAAGGUGAUCAGCUUGAGUUUCACAUCAUGGCUACUGAGACUGCUGCAUCUGAUCAUGCUUCUACUACUGACGAGCAAUAUGUGAAGAAGGAAAAGGACGAAGCCAUUGCACAAAUGAUAACUUCUUUGGCCAAUGAAGAUGAAGUCAAACAUGACAAGCCUGAGAAUACCCCUUCAUCUAAGACGGAAGAAGAUCAGGUGAAGGCAGAACUUGCUGCAGUUGAGGUUGAAAAACCCGAUAAUUCUCCAGCAUUAGAAGAUAGUCUGAAACGUGACAAGGUUGAGGAUGGACAAACUCCAACACCCCCAACAGAAGGAGAUGAUCAGAAGGUUGAGCCUGAUGUUGCUGUAGAAAAAACUGAAGAUUCUGUGCUAUCAGAUGCAUCUGUUGCUGUUGAAGACAAUGUAAAGGAGGAGAAGGAACUGGUUCCUAACUCACACACUAUCAAUGACACUGAACUAGUUCAUGAUGCAGCCAAUAUCCAGCCAGAUGAGGCACCGUCCACAGAGUCCAUUGUGAAGGAAACACCGCCACAGCAGCUAGAAAAGGAAACUGUGGAAACAGGUGAAGAGAAAGAAGUACAAUCCAAGACAGAAGAUAUUCCAGAAGCAUCAACUGAAACCAUUGACAAAUCAAGCAACACAGAUGACGCUAAUCCUCUGACAGUAUCAGAAGGAGAGGUGGUGAAAGAGGCUCAAGUUUUGGAAACAAGUGCCCAAGUGGAAGAGAAACCUGAGCCUGUGACAAGUGCCCAAGUGGGAGAUAAACCUGAGCCUGUGGCUGCACCAGUGCAAGAACAAACAGAAGAACCAGAAAAAGAAUUGCAAGAGGCUGAGCAACCAAGCACAGUUGCAGUUCCUGAACCAUCAGCUGAAGCCGAUGAGAAACCAAGUGAUGCCAUAGAGGAAAAAGCAACAGGACCCUCAGAAAAUGUAGUGGAAGAAACCAAGAACAAUGAAGCAGUGCCUACAGAAACAGUGGAAGCAGAACCAGUGGUUACUGAAGGUGAGGAAAACCAAGAACCAGUGCAAACCAAUGAAGCAGGGCUUACAGAAACAGUGGAAGCAGAAUCAGUGGUUACUGAAGUUCAUGAAACCCCAGAACCAGUGAAAACGAAUGAAGCGAGGCCUACAGAAACAGUGGAAGCAGAACCAGUGGUUACCGAAGUUGAUGAAAACCCAGAACCAGUGAAAACCAAUGAAGCAGGGCCUACAGAGACAGUUGAAGCAGAACCUGUGGUUACUGAAGUUGAUGAUAACCAGAAAGAACCAGAAAAGCAAGCACUGGAACAAAGUGAAGAGGAAAAACCAGAUACGUCUGCAAUUCCUGAACACUCAGCAGAAAGCAGUGAUACCAUAGAGGAAAAAGCAAGAGAACAAGAUUUUGAAGCAGACGAAUUGAAAGAAACUGACAACUUUGAAACUGAGAAAGCAGAGCCUGUGGCUGCUAAAGUUGAUGAGAGCCAAGGUGAACCAGAAAAACAAGAGGAAGAAGAGCAGCUUAAGACAGUUGUUCCUGAAACAGAAGCUGAAAGUUCAGAGCAACCAGGCAAUAUAGUUGAGGCUCAACCUCCCAAAGACUCGGAUAUUGAUGUGGUGAAAGAGACUAGCAACCUAGAGUUAGAAGCAGUUCCUGGAGAAAUAGAGAAACCAGAAUCUGUGUCUAUUGAAGUGGAGGAAAAACCAACAGAACAACGACAAGUAGGUGAGGAAGUUGGGGAAGUUAGUAAGGAUGUGGAGGUGGUGAAAGAGACUAGCAACUCAAAGUUAGAAGCAGUUCCUAGAGAAAUAGAGAAACCAGAACCUGUGUCUUCUGAAGUGGAGGAAAACUCGAGAGAACAACUACAAGUAGGUCAGGAAGUUGGGGAAGUUAGCAACGAUGUGAAGACUAAGGAAGCAAUUGUGCUUGAGACUUCCAAGAGUGAAGGAACUUCGGAUGACACGAUCAAGGAAGAAAAAACUGAUAAAGAGGAGGAAACUAGCCUCACUGUAAAUGCUGCACAAGUUACAUCAAAUGAGGAACCUCAAGCAAAUCUUGUGGAACCUUCUCCUGAAGUUGCAGACAAGGUUGUUGAAGAGGAUGACAAGAAAGAAUCGAACGUCACUGAUGUAAUUGAAGGAGUAUCAAAUGAAGCGGCUGGAAUUAUAAAAGGUCCAGAACAAGUCUCCACUGAUCAGGAAGCUAAAGCUGGCCAAAAAGAAGAAAGAGAGUAUUCUGUUCCUGCUGCUGUGGAGGAAAAGGUUGUUGUUGAUGUUGCUGCAAAUGAUGAUGACAAGAAGGAACCUGAAGCAUCUAAUGCUGUCCUUGGAUCCUCAACAGAGGUAGAGGUUGAAAGCAAAAAGGUUGAGGAACAGAAUGAAGAAAAGACAGCUACAAUUGAAGCAGAAGAAAGCGUUAGAGAUGAUAAUGGUAGCUUGGUAGUUGAUGACAAGAAAGAAGGGAACACCGACACAAAGGUGGAUGAAAUCUCUAGAGCUAUAAGUGAACCUCUUAGAGAAACACUGGCAUCUAAAUUUCAAGAAAAAGAAGAUGAAUCUGUUGACACUGGAGUGGAUAAGUUAGAGAAAGAACAAGCUGUGGAGCCUGAGAAAACUAAGGUUGAAGCCACCAAGGAAAGUGAUGCAACAAAAAUAUCCAAGGAUCUUCCAAAAGAAACACCAGCCAAGCCAGCUCAAAAGCAAUCAAAUAACAUCAUAUCUAAGGUUAAACAGUCACUAGUGAAAGCUAAGAAAGCUAUCACUGGCAAAUCUCCAUCCUCCAAAAACCUUUCAUCGGAGCCCAAGGGCGAUAUUAAAGUCAAAUAAUGGAACAGAGUGAACAAGUUUGCAGCAUUUACGUAUUUGCUUCUUUUUUUUUUUUUCAUUGUCGUGGUGCAUAGCAUUAUAGCAUAUUUGUUGGUUUUUAUACAUUGUAAUUUUCUGUUGAAUUUGUUUGAAUGCAAAGAGGCGUGCAGAGUGUAGUGUAUAUAGAAGAAGAUGAUCUAGGCCAUGCUUUAGGCAAUGCUGUAAAAUUUGAUUGUUUUGUUCUGUUUUAUUCUUUUGGAUAAUAUGCAUUGUGUUCUUGUUUGUUGUUGAUAAACGAGGAAAGCAAUUUUCAAUUCGUUGUGUACAUGUUUGUACGUUUUGUAAAAA
Molecule: messenger RNA, 3401 nt
Organism: Cajanus cajan (pigeon pea)
Lineage: Eukaryota; Viridiplantae; Streptophyta; Magnoliopsida; Fabales; Fabaceae
Product: neurofilament protein-like protein
Source: RefSeq, a predicted model, not a curated record